Messenger RNA from Solanum lycopersicum (tomato), 2838 nucleotides. RefSeq lists its product as uncharacterized. The record is from RefSeq and is a predicted model, not a curated record. Lineage: Eukaryota; Viridiplantae; Streptophyta; Magnoliopsida; Solanales; Solanaceae.
AUGUCAAAUGGAUCUGCUUUGCCUGUCACGUCGGUAGAAGAACCAGUUGCCAUCCUAGCCAGAGAUGUGAGGAAAUUGCUCUCGAGAGCCAUUCCUAUUGUUAAGGUCCGUUGGAGGCAUCGUUCAGUCGAGAAGGCUACCUGGGAGACCGAGCAGGAGAUGCGAGAGCAGUUUCCCGACUUGUUUGAGCCUUCAGGAAGUAAAAGAUCUAGAGAAGUGAAUUUUGGAGCGCGCGUGAUCUGCGUUCAGUUCAGUCGGCCUAUGAUGCCUACUGGGUACCUGUUGUUUGGUACUCAUGCUACACUCUGCAUCUAUUUUCGUGAUGCAGGAUGGCUCGCACGCGAGGCGGUGCAUUCGGGGGAGAUGCACCCGGAGCCUCAGCUUGGGGUAGACAUCGACCCUGAGGUCGAGAUAUUAGCAGCUAUUGGGGAUAUGCGACAGGCACCAGCACCAGCAGUACCAGCACCAACGCUGCAAGAUCAGCCGCUACCAGUUCAUGUGUUCGCCUCACCAAUUUUAGAGGUUAGAGAGAUGCCACUGCGGGAUCAGAAGAUUCUUGGGGUAUUUCAGAGGUUGGCACCGCCUAUAUUCUUAGGGGCGAUUGGAGAGGACGCUCAUGAGUUCAAGCUCACUUGCCAGGAGCAGUUACAGUCAUUAGGCCUUUUGGAGUCGAGAGGAGCUGACUUUACCGCCCAUCAGUUCCGUAGGCCAGGCAGGCAGUGGUGGCGUACGCAUCGAGAGUCUAGGCCAGUUGGAUCUCCUAUUAUAUCUUGGAGUGAGUUCUCAGAGGCUUUCUUGGCCCAGUUCAUGCCACAGAGCGUCAGAGAUAGGCUUCGUGAUCAGUUCUCUAGAUUGGAGCAGGUAUCUAUGACUGUUUCAGAGUAUGAGGCGAGGUUCCAUGAGUUGUCUCGCCAUGCUACUAUGAUCCUGCCCACAGAGGGAGAGAGAGUUCGUUGUUUUGUACGUGGGUUGCGAUACCGUUUGAGGGUUGACACAGAGCAUAUGGUUUCAGCUGGCCGUUCUUUUAUUGAUGUGGUCGAUCAUGCCCGAUCCAUGGAGCAUAUUCAUCAUGAGGCCCAAGGGGGCAGCGAUAAGAGGGCACGCUACCAGGGCAGCUAUAGCGAGUCGCAGACUAGGGGGAGGGACUCAUAUGAUAGGCCACGUCAGAGGUUCGAGCAGGAAUGCCCCCGGCGAGGUCGGGAGGCGAUUGUACCAGCUCUACCUACUUCUAAACCAGUUUCAGCCGUGUCUUCUUCGGCUAGAGGAGGUGGUCAGAUUCAGGUUCGUCGGGAGAGUCAACAGGGUACCAAGGGUGGAGCUCAGGGAGGCAGGUCAAGUGGUAGACCGGGUGCACCAAGUAGAGGUGCUCAGGGCCAUUUCUACGCAGCCCCGACAAGGGCGGCUGCUGAGGCAUCUAACGAUGUCAUCUCAGAUAUGAUUGAUUUUGAUGUGAUUUUGGGCAUGGACUGGUUAUCCCCAUAUCAUGUGGUCUUGGAUUGCUAUGCCAAGAUUGUUACCUUAUCCAUGCCUGGUGUUCCCCCGGUAUUGUGGAAGGCUGCUUAUAGUCACACACCGACGGGGAUAAUCUCUUUUAUUCGAGCUAGGUGGUUGGUUGCUUCUGGGUGUUUAGCAUAUUUGGCCCACAUCAGGGAUGUGAGUAGGGAGGGCCCUUCAGUUGACUCAGUUCCUGUGGUUAGAGAGUAUGCAGAUGUGUUCCCUACAGAUCUACCUGGCCUACCCCCAGAGCGUGACAUUGAUUUUGCUAUAGAUUUGGAGCCUGGCACCCGUCCUAUUUCUAUUCCGCCUUAUCGGAUGGCUCCUGCAGAGCUCACAGAGCUCAGUGUUCAGUUAAAGGACCUCUUAGAAAAGGGGUUCAUUCGUCCGAGUGUGUCGCCUUGGGGUGCUCCUGUUCUGUUUGUGAAAAAUAAGGAUGGGACUUUGAGGAUGUGCAUUGACUACAGGCAACUGAACAAGGUUACGCUGAAGAACUGUUACCCUAUGCCUCGAAUAGAUGAUUUGUUUGAUCAUCUUCAGGGUGCCACCAUAUUUUCUAAGAUUGAUUUGAGGUCCGGGUACCAUCAACUGAGGAUUAGAGCAGCAGACAUCCCUAAGACUGCAUAUAGGACUCGUUACGGCCAUUAUGAGUUUCUUGUGAUGUCUUUUGGGUUGACUAAUGCCCCAGCCACCUUUAUGGACUUGAUGGCACGUGUGUUCAGGCCAUACCUUGAUUCAUUUGUUAUCAUUUUCAUUGAUGACAUAUUGGUAUACUCGCGGAGCUGGAGUGAGCAUGAGCAGCAUUUGAGGAUAGUGCUCCAGACUUUGAGAGAUCAGCAGCUUUAUGCCAAGUUCUCAAAGUGCGAGUUUUGGCUUGCAUCUGUAGCAUUCUUGGGGCACGUGGUGUCUAAGGAGGGUAUUAGGGUAGAUCCGACGAAGAUUGAAGCUAUUCGUGAUUGGGACAGACCCACUUCUGUUACUGAGGUUCGUAGCUUUGUCGGGUUAGCGAGUUACUACAGGCAUUUUGUUGAGGGCUUUUCUACUAUUGCAGCUCCUUUGACUCAGUUGAGUCGCCAGGAUAUUCCCUUUGUGUGGUCGGAGGAGUGUGAGAUGAGCUUUCUGAAGCUCAAGGGGUUGCUUACUAGCGCUCCUAUAUUUACUCUUCCGAUUGAGGGCGAGGGUUUCAUGAUUUAUUGUGAUGCGUCUGGUGUUGGUGUGGGUUGUGUAUUGAUGCAGCAGGGCCGGGUAAUUGCGUAUGCGUCGAGGAAGCUUAAGGUCCAUGAGCGCAACUACCCCACCCAUGACUUGGAGUUAGCAGCGGUAGUUUUCGCGCUUAAGAUUUAG